This is a messenger RNA of Closterium sp. NIES-65, 4359 nucleotides long. Lineage: Eukaryota; Viridiplantae; Streptophyta; Zygnematophyceae; Desmidiales; Closteriaceae. The record is from the annotation of a GenBank genome assembly.
AUGGCUACCCCUAGUGUCCUCGCUUUUGACGCUGAGGGUCGAGCCAUUGACUUUGAGGUCUGGGUCGACGACCUGCAGUUGUUUUUACAGUGCAAUAGGGCGGACGGUCUUUCUCUCUUUGACCUCACCUCUGGCGCCUCCCCUGCUCCUGCUGCUGAUGCUGACCCCAAUGUUCGCUCUCAGUGGGCCACCCGCGAUGCUGCUGCACGUCUUGCUGUGCGUCGCCACCUGCCUACCACUGAGCGUGCGCACUUUAGUCAGUACAAGAGUGCUCAGACCUUGUACAACGCCGUAGUUGCGCGCUACUCUUCCCCUGCCACUGGUGCACUGAGCCGCCUCAUGCUACCGUACCUCUUUCCUGACCUUGCUGCCUUUCCUACAGUCGCUGACCUCAUCACGCACCUCCGCACUUCUGACACUCGCUACCGCGCUGCACUUCCUGCUGAGGACCACUUCCUCUCAGUCUGUCCCACCACCCUCACUGUCGACCUCCUCGAGAAGGCCCUCCUAGCGGCGGAGAAGAGCAUAGUCGCUGUAGGAGCCUCUCGUGGUGACCCGCGCACCCCCAUCUUUGAGGGGUGUUCUCCUUCCCCCCUGCUGCCCUCUGUUGCCUCUGCUGCUGCUGCCGACCUGCUUGGUCUUGAGGCGCGGGUGGAGCUGGCGGGGGCGGUGGAGGUGGCAGUGGCGGUGGCGGAGGGAGUGGGGGUGGCGGUGGGAGUGGUGGUGGGGGUGGUGGUGGUGGUGGCGGCAGCGGAGGCGGCGGCGGUGGCGGCGGCGGCGGAGGGAGCGGAGGCGGCGGUGGUGGCGGAGGUGGAGGCGGCGGUGGCGGAGGAGGUGGAGCCGGUCGGGGUAGUGCCCCGCAGCGGAGCGGCUCUGGUGGUGGUCAGCGCCAGUAGCAGCAGCAGCAGCAACGUUCUCGGGACAUCCCCCCGCCUCAGCAGCUCCUGUGGGGGUGCCCACUCCACCCAGCGCUGCUUUGGCCGCCUGACGGACGCUUGGCGUCAGCAGUUCCCCGAGGCUAGUGAGAUUCCCCGCUGGAGAGAGCUGUCUAGGGCUGGCGUAGCGAUCUUUGAUCUUGACUUUGAUGCUAUCCUUGCUGCCAUGUAUGCUGUGACUAUUAGUGAUGAGGGUGACUGUUACCGGUGUUUCCCGCCCGACCCGGGCAUUGGUACUGCUGCGCUAGGUGCUUGUGAGGCUGCUGCUCUAGGUGCCAGUGCGUCUGCACUCUCAGGUACUGGUGAGGCUGCGCUCUCAGACCGCACCACACUCACGCCGCUUGGUCGGCCGGUUGCAGUCUCCCUGGCUGACCCCUCUGGGGGUCCUGUCCUCGCUCACUUCUCCACUGUCCUCCCGUGUCCGGCUGCCCCCUCGGGCACCCUGUCGGGUCUGUACCUCCCCUCGUUCUCGACAAACUUGGUGAGUGGUGCUGACCUGCAGGAUGCGGGGGUUCACCAGUUUACUCCUGCGAGUCAGCGGGGGACCCACUGCUCGGACGCCCGCACAGGCCGACACCUAGCCACGUUUUCGCGUCGGCCCGGGUCGAGUCUCUACACCCUGACCGUUGAGUCUCCUCCAGUCCCUGCGUCUGGUCAGGUAGCUGCGUCGGGUCAGGUGUUUGCUGCUGCGUCCAGGUCUGGUCCUGAGUCUGCCCCCUGCUCGUGUCGCCUCCUGUCUCACAAGACUCUCUUGUGGCACCACCGUCUUGGCCACCCCUCCUUGCCUCGUCUUCGGGGCAUGGCUUCCCGUGUCCUUGUCUCUGGUCUCCCCCGGUCUCUCCCUCCCCUUCCUUCGGGGCCAGGACCUUCCUGUGUCCCCUGUGUUGAGGGGCGGCUCCGGGCUGCCCCUCACUCCUCCCAGUUUCACCCGACAGAGGCUCCUCUGCAGACGCUUCACAUGGACGUGUGGGGCCCAGCCCGCGUCCGUGGACAGGGUCACGAGCGCUACUUCCUGCUGGUGGUUGACGACUACUCGCGUUACACCACAGUCUUCCCCUUGCGCAGCAAGGGUGAUGUCACUGAGGUGUUGAUCGACUGGAUCCGCGCGGCUCGUCUCCAGCUCAGGAGGAGCUUCGGCUCGGACUUUCCUGUUCUGCGUCUGCACUCUGACCGAGGCGGAGAGUUCUCCUCUGGCCUUCUGCGAGCCUACUGUCGUGCACGAGGCAUCCGCCAGACCUUCACGCUUCCGGACUCUCCACAGCAAAAUGGGAUUGCUGAGCGCCGCAUUGGCAUGGUCAUGGACGUCGCUCGUACGUCCAUGAUGCAUGCGGCUGCCCCCCAUUUUCUGUGGCCGUUUGCGGUUCGGUACGCGGCGCAUCAGCUCAACCUUCACCCCAGGGUCUCCCGGCCGGAGACCUCCCCAGCUCUGCUGUGGACGGGGAAGGUCGGCGAUGCGUCUGCGUUCCGUGUCUGGGGAUCUCAGGCGUUUGUCCGCGACCUGUCUGCGGACAAGCUGUCCCCUCGUGCUACUCCCUGUGUCUUCCUAGGCUUCCCCCCUGACGCCCCAGGGUGGCAGUUCUACCACCCCUCCUCUCGUCGUGUUCUGUCCUCCCAGGACGUCACGUUCGACGAGUCCGUCCCCUUCUACCGCCUCUUCCCCUACCGCACUCCUUCCCUCCCGCCGCCACCGCACUUCCUUGUGCCAGUCGAGCCGGUCGAGGUUGCUGGUGACUCAGGUACUGCUGGGGGUGCUGAGCCUGGGGGUGCUGAGCCUGGGGGUGCUGACUCUGGGAGUGCUGAGUCUGGGGGUGCUGAGCCUGGGGGUGCUGAGCCUGGGGGUGCUGCCUCUGGGGGUGCUGAGCCUGGGGGUGCUGACUCUGAGGGUGCUGCGCGCGUGGGUGCUGAGCCUGGGGGUGCUGAGCCUGGGGGUGCUGCGUCUGAAGCUGCUGAGCCUGGAGGUGUGGAGCCUGCGGCCACUGGACCUCCCCUUGUGGCGUCUGGCGGUACUGGGCCUGGAGGUUCUCCGGGUGUUUCGUCUCAGCGGGAGCCACUCUCUCCACAGGAGCUGCGUGAGUGGUUUGCUCGCCGCUGGAGGCGUACUGCUGGAGCUGGCGCUUCUUCGGCCGCUGAGGGUGCUGGUGCCGCCGGUCCCGGAGCUGCUGGGCCUCCGGGUCCGCCUGGAGCUGGAGCUGCUGAGGGUGUUGGUUCUGAGACUACUACUGUCCGUCCUGGUGGUGGUCGUGCUGCGGGUGCUGCUGGCGCUGCUGGAGGUCCUGCCGCUGGAGGUGCUGUUGGCGCUGGUGCUGCCGGAGGUGCUGAGAGUGCUGGUGCUAUCCCUGCUGUGUCUGGUGCCGCCGCGCGGCCUCGGCCGUACUUCGUUCUGCUCCUUCAGCAGGUUCUUGGUCUUCCUCCUCUCUUAGAGGGUCCACCGCCUGUCCAGUCGAAGUCACAGUUACCGCCGGCCUCCCCACUGCCUUCUCCCUCUCCCUACACUGGUCCUACAGGAGGUCUUGCUGAGCGUCGUGAGCCUGCGUCUCGUCCUGCGUCGCCUGUUUGUGCUGCUCGCACUAGUGGUCGCAGUUCGCGUCAGCGUCCUCCUCCUGUCCCUGGCACGCACCGGAUGUCUCUGCGUCCGUCCACUGCUCCUCUGCGUGCCCCUUUGCCCUCUCCUCUUCCUGCACUUGCCGACCCUGAGUCGGACUCUCUUCGUGCUGCCAGUCCUACUGUCACGCGUCUCCUUGGUACUGUCGUCACUGACCCCUCCUUUGAGUCCACUGCUGCGUCUGCUCUUGUUGCUGAGCUCGUCGACUUUGCUGCUCGCUGUCGUCUAGACUACGCUGCUAGUCUUGUUGCUGAGUCUGCGUCUGUCUGUCCUCCGUCCGUCGGGGGUGAGUGUGCUCUUGGCACGGACGUCCUUGAGGACAAGCAGGAGGAGUUUCAGUGUCUGGCUGCUGCUUCACCUCAUCUCGCGUCUGUACUGCUUGCCCCUGAGGGAGACCCGGAUGCACUAGACAUCCCGACUCCGCGCUCUUACGCGGAGGCCGUAGAGGGUCCCUACUCCUCUCAGUGGCAGGCAGCUAUGGAUGCAGAGAUGGCUUCCUGGAAGUCCACAGGCACCUACGUUGACGCGGUUCCCCCUCCUGGGGCGAACAUCGUCAGUGGGAUGUGGAUCUUCAGGGUGAAGCGGCCGCCGGGCUCUCCACCUGUCUUCAAGGCGCGGUACGUGGCUCGUGGCUUCAGUCAGCGGCAGGGAGUUGACUACUUUCAGACCUUCUCUCCCACCCCGAAGAUGACCAAUCUUCGGGUGCUGCUGCACAUAGCCGCUCAGCGCGACUACGAGCUCCACUCUCUUGACUUCAGCACUGCUUUCUUGCAGGUGGAGCCUCCGACGGCCAGUCUACGGUCUCCGCCAGGCACCGCGUGA